Molecule: messenger RNA, 898 nt
Organism: Megalops cyprinoides (Indo-Pacific tarpon)
Lineage: Eukaryota; Metazoa; Chordata; Actinopteri; Elopiformes; Megalopidae
Gene: fam78aa
Product: family with sequence similarity 78 member Aa
Exons: 2
Coding region: 45-893 (282 amino acids)
Source: RefSeq, a predicted model, not a curated record
ACUGAAAGGCGGCGUACAAUCACAUAGACUUUACUGUGUUUUCCAUGUGUCUCUCUCCUCGGGACACCUGGGUGUACUUGUGGGAUAUUUUUCUGUUUUAUGCAAUGGGCUGCAUCCAGAGCGUUCGGUGCAAGCCCAGAAGCUUCCGUGACAGUGUCAUCGUUCUCGACGUGAGCUCCUCCAUCGACACGAACCGCACCAGCAUCGACGAGACGUCCAACGUGGUUCUACGGUACCGGACUCCGCACUUUAGGGCGUCAGCACGAGUACUCGUGCCGCCCAUGGCGGGGAAAGAAACGUGGACAGUGGGCUGGAUUCAAGCCUGCAACCACAUGGAGUUCCACAACAAGUACGGGAACGAAGGAGUGUCGAGUUGGGAGCUGCCGGACCUGAGGGACGACAAAAUCCAAGCCAUAAGCGACUCGGACGGCGUCAACUACCCCUGGUAUGGCAACACCACAGAGACCUGCACCGUGACGGGCCCUUCCAGGAAGGACACCAAGUUCACCGUCAGCAUGAACGACAACUUCUACCCCAGCGUGACGUGGGGCGUUCCUGUGAGUGACAGCAACCUGCCGCUGCUGACAGGCAUCCGCCGGGACCAGAGCUUCACCACCUGGCUGGUGGCCAUCAACCAGGCAACGGGCGAGACGCUGGUGCUGCAGACCAUCCGCUGGAGGAUGCGGCUGGCCAUCCAGAUCGACCCGGACAAGCCACUGGGAGAGAGGGCCAGGCUGGUGGAGCCCACGGCCCAAGAGCAGCCCCAGAUCCUAGCCAAGAACGAGCCCAUCCCGCCAAACGCCAUGGUCAAGCCCAACGCCAAUGACGCUCAGGUCCUCAUGUGGCGGCCCAGGACUGGAGACCCCAUACUGGUCAUCCCACCCAAAUAUUGACCCCC